Nicotiana tabacum (common tobacco) is the source of this 1251-nucleotide messenger RNA. The record is from RefSeq and is a predicted model, not a curated record. NCBI's taxonomy places the organism in Eukaryota, Viridiplantae, Streptophyta, Magnoliopsida, Solanales, Solanaceae.
AUGCGAGGCCAAGUAUACCCUGAUAGAAUUCACUUGUUAUGCUCUAACUUGGAUUGCUCAGAAGCUAAGGAUUACAUGUCAGCGUACACCACACAUCUGAAAUCUAGGCUCGAUCCGCUCAAGUACAUUUUUCAGAAGCCAAUGCAUACGGGAAAGCUAACUAAAUGGAAAAUUCUCCUCAGCGAAUUUGACAUUGUGUACAUAACUCAGAAGGCUAUCAAAGGACAAGCUUUAGCUGACUACCUUAUCGAGAAUCCAGCAGAUGGGGAUUACGAACCGCUUACCACGUAUUUCCCCGAUGAAGAUCAUUACUCAGCAUCGGCGAAGAUAAGAUCCCCUUGCACCAAUAAUAUGGCUGAAUACGAAGCGUGCAUCCUUGGAAUCAAAAUGGCAGUCGACAUGAACAUCAAAGAGCUUUUGGCCAUAAGAGAUUCCGAUUUGCUGAUACACCAAGUCCAAGGGGAAUGGAUUCAAAACGAGUUCGUCAACGCCCUUGCAACCCUAUCAUCUAUGAUUCAGUAUCCAGACAAGAAUUACAUCGACCCUAUUGAGGUAGAGAUCAGGUAUCAACAUGCCUAUUGCUUCCAUGUAGUUGAAGAACUAGAUGGUAAACCAUGGUAUCACGACAUCAAGAGAUUCCUUGCGACUAGAGAGUACCCAGAGAAUGCUACUAAUGGUCAAAAUAGGGCACUCAGGAGGCUAGCAAACCAUUUUCUCCUCAACGAGGAAGUCUUGUACAGGAGGACCCCAGACUUAGGUUUGUUGAGAUGUGUAGACGCCGCCGAAGAAACCAGAUUACUAGAGGAAAUAUAUGCAGGGACAUGCGGACCCCACAUAAAAGGGUUCACAUUAGCCAAGAAGAUUUUGAGAGCUGGAUAUUUUUGGAUGAUUAUGGAAAGCGACAACAUCCGCUACAUGCAGAAGUGUUACCAGUGCCAGAUUCACGGGGAUUUCAUCCGGGUUCCACCAAAUGAGCUAAAUGUAGUGGGUUCACCUUGGUCGGUCGCCGCUUGGGGUAUGGACAUAAUUGCGCCUAUAGAGCCUGCAGCAUCAAACGGACAUCAUUUUAUUUUGGUAGUUAUCGACUACUUCACCAAAUGGGUCGAGCGACCUCAUGAGAGAAAUCUGCGAGAAGUUCAGAAUCGUCACCACAAUUCCACAGCCUACAGAUCACAAAUGAAUGGGGCAGUCGGGGCCGCCAAUAAGAAUGUUAAGAGGAUUCUGAAAAAGAUAGUGGACAAUCAGAGAUAA